ACUUGAAUGAGGAAAUGAGAGCAUAGGGAGCUGGUGUGCAGCCUGUUGAGAGGAACAACAGACAGAUAAACUCUCCCAACACAGUGAGGACACGUUUUCUACUGCAGAAACUCCUGUCAGUGAGGUGAGGAUGAAGAUGAAGAGCAAGCUGCUUUUUGUUCCUUUGGUGAUUGCGAUCAUGUCAGUUACUACAGCAACUACUACCCCAAAAACAACAACUACCCGAAAACCAACAACUACUACUCCUCGGUGGAGAACCACCACUCCAUGGACAACAGGUCAUCCUGCAAUGAACUUAGAUGGGAAGAUGUUCACUUUGUCUUUGAAUGGUGGAGAUAUAUCCCUCUUUCCUCCCAAUUAUUCCCCACCGCAACCAAGACCUUCACCAACACGUCACUACUACACGACCACCCCGUACCCCACACAGCCUCCGACCAGAGGUUUGUCUGUGUGUCUGCGUUUCCUCACUGACUUUGUGCAAUCGAGAAACCCCAGAAUCUUCACACUCAGUCCGUCCAGUUCUAACCCUCUGACCCUGGGAGUCAGUGGUUCGUACUGGCUGUCCUACGACCGCUACAGGUACGCCAACAUCUACCUGCAGCCCAGCAUAAGAUUCUGGUCAGAAGUUGCCCCGGACAUAUGGACCAGAGUCUGCAUCACCUUGGACUCUUCUACGAAUGUGGUCCAGCUGUUCAGCGGCUCGUACAUGAGCAUCAGGAAGUUGCUGCCUGUUCGGUAUUCAUGGACAGGAGAGCCUGUGAUUACAUUUUCAGGUUUUGAUGGUCAGGUGACAGAUAUCCAGGUUUGGGAUUAUCCUCUACGCUACAGAGAGGUCACUGACUACAUGAACCCCAGCGCCUACAAAUUGUACCGUGGCUCCGUCCUCACCUGGUCCUACAUCAGCUACUCUCUCAGAGGAAACCCGCUACUGGAGGACGUCUAUGAGAUUCAGGCAGCAACAGCUGGUGAGCAGAAAGGGGAGAAGGCGUGGACCAAAGGGAGAGAAGAAGACCAGGAGGGUUUUCAAUAUGGGGGAAAGCAAAGACAGAGAGAAACAACAGCUUUAAUGAACCAUGCAGGUGUAAGAGAUGUGGCAUGUGUAAGAAAAACUGUCUCCUCUGUUCCUUGUUUAAUGAUCAAAAAUGUUACUGAUUUGAAGACAAAUUAAUCUCUGUAUAACCCUAGGAGCUAAUUUUACUUACAUCUUUGAUUUUUUAAAUUCUAUUUUUACAUGUGUUUGGUUUAAUUUUGUAUAUUAUUAGAAAAAAAAACAAUAAGGAGAUGGCUGAGGAGGAUUAUUAAUUUUUUUCUCUUCUAAUCACUGUUUGUAUUAGAAACAAAUGUUCAUAAUCUGGCUGGACCCAAUGUGGACCACAAAAGUUCAAUUAUUGCAGGUUGAACCACACAGUUUAUAAAUACAUGUGCAGUUCUUUAAUCUUUUUGUGUGCACAGAUUACACUCAGUCACUUCACCCUCAGUAUUCUUCACAGAAAACAUAAAAAUUGAAGUUCUUUGUUUAAUGACAUAAAAAAUAACCACCAUGUUUGAAUUAGUGUCAGCUGUUCUUCAGAAAAACAGAAAACAAUAACAAAAAAAAAAAAAAACAGUGGACAGAAGCUGAAAUGUUAUGUGAAAAGUAAACAAUGUCAUGAAAAUACUCAGCAGUGAGUACAUUCAAACAAGGUUCAACUUACAAUAAAGUUAACGUAAUAUUGUGGUCGACAUCUUUGCUCACAAAAAACAAUAACUGUAGGCCAUCGUGUGGAAAAAGUUCAAUAAAGAACAACUUCUUCAUCA
Lates calcarifer (barramundi perch) is the source of this 1797-nucleotide messenger RNA. RefSeq lists its product as uncharacterized. Bases 131 to 1168 code for a protein of 345 amino acids. The transcript has 5 exons. Lineage: Eukaryota; Metazoa; Chordata; Actinopteri; Centropomidae. The record is from RefSeq and is a predicted model, not a curated record.